This is a messenger RNA of Folsomia candida, 816 nucleotides long. RefSeq lists its product as uncharacterized. Lineage: Eukaryota; Metazoa; Arthropoda; Collembola; Entomobryomorpha; Isotomidae. The record is from RefSeq and is a predicted model, not a curated record. The coding region runs from base 87 to 395 and encodes 102 amino acids. The transcript has 5 exons.
ACAUAAAUACUACUCGCCUCGUGUGCAUGUAAUCAGUCUUAAUUCGAAUAAUCGCCGUUAUCAUUUCCAAAUAAUAGCUGCUCAUCAUGGUCUUCCGCUCAGCCCUGUUGGUCGUGCUGCUCGCUAGCAUUGUGACAGUAAAUUCCAGCCCAACGAAGCAGUGCCAAACAGUGUGCACAGUUGACGAGCAAUGUUGCGAACCUGGCGGAUGCUACCUCAAUAUAUGCACGAGUUGUCGCAUUGUCGGACAGACGUGCCAACGUGACUCCCAUUGUUGUGCUGCAGGAGGUUGCUACGUUAAUAAAUGUAUGUCUUGUCGGACUGUUGGAAUGACUUGUCAAGAUCACAGUCAAUGCUGUGGUAAUGUCUGUGGUGCCCUUGGUCGUUGUGCUUGAGGAUGACGCUGAGUACAUACGAAUAUCCACCAUAUCCACAGAAGCAUAACGUGAAAAACCAAGUACUUUGUUUAGAAUCAGUUUGUAAAAUUAUAACCGUAACUAUUCACAAAGAUUGGGUAAAUAAUGUGAUUAAUUUAAAUAGAACUUGAUUAUACGUAAAUUAAUGAAUGUGUUUCCAUAUGUAUAUGGCAGAUAUUACUGCAAAUGAUAAAUGCAAAUAAUGAUUUUGUUGGAUUAAAUAUCGAGAAUAUUUUUUUUCUAAAUUAAUUCAAUUGCAGAAAAUGGCUUUAGUUGGUGUUUUUAAUACAAUAUAGAAUCAGAUAGAAAAUUUAGUUUCACGGCGUCAUUUUUAUUGAAGAUACGAAUUUAGCUUUCUUUUCAAAAUAAAAUAAAAUCCAAAAUUUAUGAAAAGUCAAAA